This is a messenger RNA of Callorhinus ursinus (northern fur seal), 5389 nucleotides long. It is a transcript of the gene HK2, whose product is annotated as hexokinase 2. Gene Ontology annotation, biological process: intracellular glucose homeostasis; glucose metabolic process; glucose 6-phosphate metabolic process. The record is from RefSeq and is a predicted model, not a curated record. Gene Ontology annotation, cellular component: cytosol; mitochondrion. Gene Ontology annotation, molecular function: ATP binding; fructokinase activity; D-glucose binding. Lineage: Eukaryota; Metazoa; Chordata; Mammalia; Carnivora; Otariidae.
CCCCGUGCAGCCAAUGGGCGUGCGCGCGUCACUGACCCGGAGGCCCGCGAGCCGGCAGCCCCUCAAUAAGCCACAUUGUUGCACGAAACUCCAGAGCAGGAGUCCCGAGCCACCGCUAGGGCCGCCGUGUCAUCAAGCGGAGGAGAUCCGUGGGCAAGGCAGCGCGUGUGUGAGCCGUAGAAGUCCGCUCGCCCAAGUGAGACCGGACCGAGAUUCUUCCCAAGUGGAGCCUUUAGUGAUCCUGUGGUGAAGUUAGCACCUUGGCGGUGGGGCAACCCGACACGUCGCCAGCAGUGAUUUUUGGGCUCCUUCUAGCAAUCGGGACUCCCAAAACCUGUUUCCAGAGACCCUAGACUCUCAAGCUGAGCGUGCCAUCGCCUUCUUUUUGUGCCGUCCGGAUUCACUGCUCCCGGCUGGGCCGCCAAGCCCCCAUACAAAGCGGUCGGAUCGCGCUGUCCUCCUCCCCCGCACGCGCUCCAACCUCGGUUUCCCAACUCGGCGCCGUCGGACCGCGGCAGGAUGAUCGCCUCGCAUCUGCUCGCCUACUUCUUCACGGAGCUCAACCAUGACCAAGUGCAGAAGGUUGACCAGUAUCUCUACCACAUGCGUCUUUCUGAUGAGAACCUUCUGGAGAUCUCUAAGCGGUUCCGCAAGGAGAUGGAGAAAGGGCUUGGAGCUACCACCCACCCCACUGCUUCAGUGAAAAUGCUGCCCACGUUUGUGAGGUCUACUCCUGAUGGGACAGAACACGGAGAGUUCCUGGCUCUGGACCUCGGAGGGACAAACUUCCGUGUGCUUUGGGUAAGAGUAACAGACAAUGGGCUCCAGAAGGUCGAGAUGGAGAACCAGAUCUAUGCCAUCCCCGAGGACCUCAUGAGAGGCAGCGGCACCCAGCUGUUUGACCACAUUGCAGAAUGCCUGGCUAACUUCAUGGAUAAGCUACAAAUCAAAGACAAGAAGCUCCCCUUGGGUUUUACUUUCUCAUUCCCCUGCGUCCAAACAAAACUAGAUGAGAGUUUCCUGGUCUCCUGGACCAAGGGGUUCAAGUCCAGUGGUGUGGAAGGAAAAGACGUGGUUACUCUGAUCCGGAAGGCCAUCCAGAGGAGAGGGGACUUUGAUAUUGAUAUCGUGGCUGUGGUGAACGACACAGUUGGGACCAUGAUGACCUGUGGUUAUGAUGACCAGAAUUGUGAGAUUGGUCUCAUUGUAGGCACGGGCAGCAAUGCCUGCUACAUGGAAGAGAUGCGCCACAUUGACAUGGUGGAGGGCGACGAGGGGCGGAUGUGUAUCAACAUGGAGUGGGGGGCCUUCGGGGACGAUGGCACACUCGAUGACUUCCGCACUGAGUUUGAUCAGGAAAUCGACAUGGGCUCCCUGAACCCCGGGAAACAACUAUUCGAGAAGAUGAUCAGUGGGAUGUACAUGGGAGAACUGGUGAGGCUUAUCCUGGUGAAGAUGGCCAAGGAAGAGCUGCUUUUCGGGGGGAAGCUCAGCCCAGGGCUCCUUGCCACUGGCCAGUUUGAGACCAAAGAUGUUUCAGAUAUUGAAGGGGAGAGGGACGGCACCCGGAAGGCCCGUGAGGUGCUUGUGCGGCUGGGCAUAGACCCGACACAGGAGGACUGCGUGGCCACUCACCGGAUCUGCCAGAUCGUGUCUACACGCUCAGCCAGCCUGUGCGCAGCCACCCUGGCGGCCGUGCUGCGGCGCAUCAAGGAGAACAAGGGCGAGGAGCGGCUGCGCUCCACCAUUGGGGUGGACGGCUCUGUCUACAAGAAGCACCCACACUUUGCCAAGCGUCUUCACAAGACAGUGCGGCGCCUGGUGCCCGACUGCGACGUCCGCUUCCUGCGUUCCGAGGAUGGCAGUGGCAAGGGGGCAGCCAUGGUGACGGCGGUGGCCUACCGGCUGGCUGACCAACACCGAGCCCGCCAGAAUACCUUGGAGUCUCUGAAGCUGAGCCGCGAGCAGCUUCUGGAGGUCAAGAGGAGGAUGAACGUAGAGAUGGAGCGAGGUCUGAGCAAGGAGACUCACGCCAUUGCCCCCGUCAAGAUGCUGCCCACCUACGUGUGUGCCACGCCUGAUGGCACAGAGAAAGGUGACUUCCUGGCCUUGGACCUUGGGGGUACCAAUUUCCGGGUCCUGCUGGUGCGAGUGAGGAAUGGAAAGCGGCGUGGAGUAGAGAUGCACAACAAGAUCUACUCUAUCCCGCAGGAGGUCAUGCACGGCACGGGGGACGAGCUCUUUGACCACAUCGUCCAGUGCAUCGCCGACUUCCUUGAGUACAUGGGCAUGAAGGGCGUGUCCCUGCCUCUGGGUUUCACCUUCUCCUUUCCCUGCCAGCAGAACAGCCUGGAUGAGAGCAUCCUCCUCAAGUGGACUAAAGGCUUCAAGGCAUCGGGCUGUGAGGGAGAGGACGUGGUCACGCUGCUGAAGGAGGCCAUCCACCGGCGGGAGGAGUUUGACCUGGACGUGGUCGCUGUGGUGAAUGACACAGUCGGGACUAUGAUGACCUGUGGCUAUGAAGACCCUCACUGCGAAGUCGGCCUCAUCGUUGGCACGGGCAGCAAUGCCUGCUACAUGGAGGAGAUGCGGAACGUGGAGCUGGUUGAGGGGGAGGAGGGCCGGAUGUGUGUCAACAUGGAGUGGGGGGCCUUUGGGGACAAUGGAUGCCUCGACGACUUCCGCACAGAAUUUGAUGUGGCUGUGGAUGAGCUUUCCCUCAACCCUGGCAGACAGAGGUUCGAGAAAAUGAUCAGCGGCAUGUACUUGGGGGAGAUUGUCCGUAACAUCCUCAUCGAUUUCACCAAGCGUGGGCUGCUCUUCCGUGGCCGCAUCUCAGAGCGGCUCAAGACAAGGGGAAUCUUUGAAACCAAGUUCCUGUCUCAGAUUGAGAGUGACUGCCUGGCCCUGCUGCAGGUCCGCGCCAUCCUGCGCCACCUGGGGCUCGAGAGCACCUGUGACGACAGCAUCAUUGUCAAAGAGGUGUGCACCGUGGUGGCGCGGCGGGCAGCCCAGCUCUGUGGCGCGGGCAUGGCCGCCGUGGUGGACAAGAUCCGAGAAAACCGGGGGCUGGACACUCUCAAAGUGACCGUGGGCGUGGAUGGGACCCUCUACAAGCUACAUCCUCACUUUGCCAAAGUCAUGCAUGAGACGGUGAAGGACCUGGCUCCGAAAUGUGACGUGUCCUUCCUGGAGUCAGAGGACGGCAGCGGGAAGGGGGCAGCUCUCAUCACUGCUGUGGCCUGCCGCAUCCGCGAGGCUGGCCAGCGAUAGACUCCCUGAAAUCCAGAAAGGACUUCCUCUGGUUCCCCUUCUUCCCUGCUUUAAAUUAUAAGAUGUCAUCCUCUGUGUCAGAGACGGGCCCCUGGGCUUUUCCCUGGCAAAGAGGAGCCUGUGGGACUGGGUGUGGUCUCUGUGGAUGCUCACUGUUGAGUUCAGUGCCCAAGCCUUGGCCCUCCCGCGAUACAUAUGUUUUGAAAUAAGGACUUGUUCAUACUUGUCCAACUAUUCCUACUGGUUCUUUUAAAACUCAAGACAAAUUUUAACCUUUAGUCACCCCUCUGGCCAAAUUCCACGUCCCUGCAUAAUCCUACAGGAUGGGGACACUAAUGAAAAGAUACGGUGGCUUCCCCAUGGACCCUGAGCAUGGUAUUUCUAAGGUGAAGAGCAUUCCCUAGCACGGAGGCCGAUACUGUGUCUCCUCUGAAUCUGGAGGGAUCUCCACUAACUUGAGCCUGAUUCUCCCACAGGCAGAGGGGCAGGGGCGGGAGGAGAGGCAGCAUUGGGGUGGGGGGUAGUCCGUGGAUAGCCAUGUGGCAGCCCCUCUUUAACCUCCUUUACUAGCCUGGUGGGUUCCAGUGGAGGCUCGUCCUGGAAUUAAAGCAUCCCGAAUCUGAGAAAGCAAAACCAAGGCCAUGAGUGGGUUCCUGAGUCAUCCAUGAGCAAUGGACCUUUGGGGCAGAGGAGACUUCUUGGUCUGUUUUUAAGAAUUUUCCUGCAGAAGUGGAAACAACUCUAUUUUCAUUUUAAUUUAUGUUUGAAAUUUAUUUAGUUCAUGAAGAACAUCUGCUCCUUUACCUUGAUACUGUAUGUAAUGAUUGGUUGUAUGUAAUGUAUUUAUAUGUCAAUGUGUUAUGUAUAUAAAUACACAGGGUCUUUUCAGACUUGGCCUCUGUAAUAGAUCUGUGUAGUUAUAGGAUGGAAGGUGAAGAUACUGACAGGUUACUAGAAAUACCUCAUUCGCCUGCGGGAAGAGAAGGGAAGCCUCUUCAGGGUGAGUGAAUGGCUAAGUAGCUCCUUCCCGGCUCCUUUUUAAACCUGCAGACUGGGAAACGUGGAAAGCAGGGCACAGUGAGGGAAGCUGGGUCUGUGGAUCGAAGAAACCACAGAAACAGGCUGCUCUGUCUAGACCUUCCUGGGGCAACAGUACACCAGCUCUUAACCAAAGCAAACAGGAAUCCUUCCAGACAGACUCAUUGCUUAAGAAUGGUCAUUCUUAGGGUAGUCAGUAGUAUUUUUAAGCUAAGAAGAUAAAGGAAGCCACCAAGAGCACUUCUUUAAAAAUUCUGUCUCACUGUUAACAGCAAACCAAAACCAAACAAUGAAACAAUCAAAACGAAGAAAACCUCAGGGACAACACUUUUAAAGGCGGAUUUGUGCCCUCCUAGCCAAAUUGGUCUGUUUUGUAAAUGUUUUUCCAAGAAGCGUUGUCCGAGGGCUUCUCGAGGCUGAGCUGUUUUUAUACACAGUAUUUAUUUCAAACUGUUGGUGGGGGUGGGGGGAGUAGGGUGGCAUAAAAUCUUCCAUGCUCUACCUUUCAGGGGUAUAGUUAAUUCUGAAUCUGAACUCCACUUCCUCCCUAAAAUAUGCACACCCACACCCUGCAACUAAUGACCCUAGAACACUAUUGAGUGGGAAAUCAAGGAUCACAACAAGGAAGGAAAGACAGGACUCAACAGCACCCAACUUGGCACAUUGAUCACACUUGUACUGAGAACAAUGUCUAGAUCUGCGGAUCACUAAAGAAUGCCCAAGAAGUAGAGAUGAAUUUUCACUUUUAAACUUGAAAAUUAGGCACUGUCUGUGAAAUUGCACCUUUUUUUUUUUUUUAAAGGUAGAGCUGUGUGUGUGGCUAUUCGAGAUAUGUUGUUGGUUUCCAAAAAGGAAAAUGCAUUUUGAAUGUCUCUGUUCCCACAGUUAGGUGACAGUUCCUUGUUGAUGCUGCUUUGCCUGAUGUAAAUACGGUGAAUCUCAAUCUUGGACUGGGAUGUGUUGAUUCUCAAAUCUUUGAGCACUCAGUCUAGUAAAGAUGUUGUCAUGUAUAAUAAAGAGCUAGUUGAAUUAACUAUGUGAUGUUAACUAUUAAUAAAUUUUAACAUUUUUCAAAAUA